GAGAAGAAAAUGAAGAAUCAUUUCAGCUGAAAGCGGAAAGAUUCAUCAGCGAUUUUUCAGCUGGCGAAGGCGACACGGUAAUUAGUUCAAAGAAUCAGCUGAUCACAUGGACUUUUUUCCGAGUUUCAGCACAAUCCAUUACUAAAUUCUCGUUAUUUUCCCGGAAAAUUCACCCCAAUUCUCUUUGCGGUGAAGACGAAAUUCGCGGGAAACAAACAAAAUAGCAUCCCCCAUUUUAUUACUGUUCUACUGUAGUCGCUGUACAGGCGACAGUGAAAGCAAAAGCUCGAUUAAAGUCUCCACUCGCCACUCGGUUCACAUUCGGGAUUCUUCGUUGGGAGAAAGGGAAACGAAAAUAAAAUUUUAACCCAAUUUUCUUCUUCGAUUUCUGGGUUGCUUCUGAAGAUUGAGAUUCGAGAAAGGGGGGAGGAGUUGAGAGUUGGAUGAUGGAUUUGAAGGCUCUCCGUUUCAUCACACACCAAUCGUUCUUCUCCGUCGUCCGAUCUGGGGACCUCGAGGCCAUCAAACAGGUUUUGGAUAAGCUGGCCGGAGAUGAACCGGCCGAUGGUUCCUCGGUUACCGAUCUGAUGGCGAUGCAGAACGACGCUGGGCAGACGGCACUGUACGUGGCCGCUGAGAAUAAUCUUGAGGAAGUUUUUAGCUAUUUGCUUAAAUUCUCCACUGUCCAGAUCCUGAAGAUUAGGGCAAAAUCUGACAUGCACCCUUUUCAUGUUGCUGCUAAGCGUGGCCAUCUAGGUAUUGUAAAGGAGCUUUUGGGCAUUUGGCCGGAGCUUUGUCUGUCAUGUGACUCCACAAACACAAGCCCCCUCUAUUCAGCUGCUGUACAGGACCAUUUGGAAGUAGUCAAUGCUAUCUUAGAUGCUGAUGUCAGUUCAAUGAGAAUUGUAAGAAAGAAUGGAAAGACAGCUCUGCAUAAUGUAGUGAGGUACGGCCUCCUUCGAAUUGUUAAAACACUUAUUGACCGUGAUCCUGGAAUAGUCGCGAUCAAGGACAAGAAGUCCCAGACUGCACUUCAUAUGGCUGUAAAAGGUCAGAGCACUGCAGCAGUUGAGGAACUAUUACAUGUCGAUUCGUCUAUACUGAAUGAACGAGACAAGAUGGGAAAUACCGCUUUGCAUAUAGCAACUAGAAAGUGUCGUGCAGAGAUUGUAGGCCUUCUACUAAGCUUUACAUCACUCGACGUCAAUGCAAUCAAUAGUCAACGUGAAACCGCCAUGGACUUGGCUGAUAAAUUGCAAUACAGCGAAUCUUCACUGGAGAUUAAGGAAGCAUUGGCUGAAGCUGGUGCUAAAUAUGCAAGGCAUGUUGGCCGAGUUGAUGAAGCAAUGGAGCUCAAACGCACGGUCAGUGAUAUAAAACACGAAGUUCACUCGCAACUUAUCCAAAACGAGAAAACACGUCGGAGAGUUUCUGGCAUCGUCAAAGAACUGAAGAAGCUCCACAGAGAGGCUGUUCAGAAUACCACAAAUUCCAUCACAGUUGUUGCCGUUCUUUUUGCAUCCAUUGCAUUCCUGGCAAUCUUCAAUUUGCCUGGUCAAUAUCUACAAGAAGGAAAAAACGCUGGGCAGGCAAACAUAGCUCAUUAUCAUAGUAUGGGUUUCCAAGUAUUCUGCCUUCUAAACACUACAUCUCUAUUCAUAUCUUUAGCUGUCGUGGUGGUUCAAAUUACUUUGGUAGCGUGGGACACAACCGCUCAGAAGCAGGUUGUCUCUGUCGUAAACAAGCUAAUGUGGGCUGCAUGUGCUUGCACCUCUGGAGCUUUCAUAGCAAUAGCUUAUGUUGUUGUAGGGCACGAAACAUGGAUGGCGCUCGCUAUCACCCUUGUUGGAGUCCCGAUCCUUGUAGCAACUCUUGCUUGCAUGUGCUACUUGGUUUUUCGACAACAUUUUGGAAUCUUUCGCAGCGACUCUCAACGACGAAUCAGACGGGCAAGUGGGAGCAAGUCUUUCUCAUGGCCUCACUCAGUUAACAUAUCUGAUGAUGAUGACUACAACUCCGACCUUGAGAAGAUCUACGCCUUAUAGAUAUAAUCCUUUCAGCAGUUUGGAGCCUGAAAGGAUGGUUUUCCUGCACAUAGGUAUAUAUUGUAAUGUAGAGUUGGGAGUACCUCUUCAGGUUCGUUAGGACUCGAUGCGGAUGCAAGUACAUAUGUUCGUGUAAAAACGGUUUACAUAAUGGUUUAUAAGCAACCGAGCUUCGUAUUUUCCAGGGUUUUGAGGUGGAAUAGUGAAUCUGAUUGUAUAUCCUGUAUAUUCCUUAGGAAAGCUUCAGAAGUUUGAACACUUCUUUGGGUGAAGUCUCUUUUCUGUGUA
This is a messenger RNA of Momordica charantia (bitter melon), 2333 nucleotides long. Its product is annotated as Ankyrin repeat family protein. The record is from RefSeq and is a predicted model, not a curated record. NCBI's taxonomy places the organism in Eukaryota, Viridiplantae, Streptophyta, Magnoliopsida, Cucurbitales, Cucurbitaceae. Gene Ontology annotation, cellular component: plasma membrane. Gene Ontology annotation, molecular function: protein binding.